AUGACCCACCAGAAAACUCAGAUCUUUGAAGACCAAAUGGCGCUUAUACACUGCGUUCCCCAAUUAAGUAAGCUUCAUAUUGCCGGAAAGCUUACAGAUUUGACCAUAGAGCUAGAAGACAGCCUGAAGGUGCGCGCACACAGGAUUGUUUUGGCUUCUCGUGUGCCCUCAUUGUGACAAGUUGAAGUCCACGAAGCGAAUGUGGCUGGGCUGAUUGUGCUGUCACAACAGCUCAUAAUGCCUCAUGUGGAAGAAUGGGUCGUGAAUUAUAUGGCCGGCAGGCUGAAUCAUGAAAACAUAGAAAAUCGCUGGAAUCUUUCACAGUUACUGAAAAGUGACCACUUGAGAAACGCCUGCCUGGAAUACAUGAAAAAGACAUUUGAAGCCAUAGCCGUGGGUGAUUUAUUCAUACAGCUGCCAUCUGAUGCCGUCCUGUCUCUGUUGCGGGCAGAUGACCUUCAGGUGGACAGCGAGGAGAGUCUCUUCAAGGCGAUUGGAAGUCCUAUUCUGAUGCAGUUUUAUACAACUCUUCUCAUUACUCCCGAAACAGAUUGCUUCUUUGUAAUUGGAGGAAACAAAUGGUCCGAUGGCAACACACGCAUUUGGAAAUUUGCUACGAGGACACGCCGAUGGACUGAAUGUGCGCCGCUCCCGGAGUGGCGGGAGCACCAUACAGCAGUCGCCGUCGCAGUUGGUGAGGAAACCGUCAUCUGUGUCUGUGGAGGCACAUACUUGAACUGCGGCUCCUACACCUCUCACGCAAGUGCUCUCUAUUCACCCACUGAAGACAAAUGGUACGAACUGCCAAAAUUGAGAAACAUGAGGCAAUGCGCUGCCGCGGUUGCACUGCCAGAUGGACGCGUGUUUGUGAUGGGCGGUCGCAGAGUUAUAAACCCCCAAUAUGGCAGUUUCAAUCGUCUAUCCUCAGUGGAGACGUGCCAUCUGCGGGAGCCAGCAGACUGGCAAGGGCCCCUAAAAGCGUCGGUAGCUUUUUGGAAGAAUUCCGCUGACAUGCUAGAGCCACGUGAAAACCACAUGGCGGCUGUAUUCAGGGAAAGCAUUUUCAUUGCUGGAGGCCGCAAUGACCAGGGGUACUUGAAAACAAUCGAGGUCUUCACCCUGCCGGACAAUGAGCGGCCGUUGGGACAGUGGACGCGCCUCGCUAACUGGGAGUCAGAUAGGCAAACAGCCGCUCUCGUCGUUUAUCAAGACAGACUCUUUUCUUUCGGUACGUCUGCACCCUUGACUCCUGCCAUUACGAGAUGUUGCUGUGCUCGAAGGGCGAACGUCUCAUGUACAGACGCGGUGACGGAAAAAUCACGCAAUUUUCCAUGGUUUUUCCCUAUUGUCUGUCUUUUCAAAGUGGUCACGACACUAAUCAACCUUGCUGCGACAGAACUUAGAUGGCAUCCCCUAUGA
This is a messenger RNA of Dibothriocephalus latus, 1419 nucleotides long. Lineage: Eukaryota; Metazoa; Platyhelminthes; Cestoda; Diphyllobothriidea; Diphyllobothriidae. The record is from the annotation of a GenBank genome assembly.